Molecule: messenger RNA, 2300 nt
Organism: Cimex lectularius (bed bug)
Lineage: Eukaryota; Metazoa; Arthropoda; Insecta; Hemiptera; Cimicidae
Gene: phr
Product: deoxyribodipyrimidine photo-lyase
Exons: 8
Coding region: 757-2076 (439 amino acids)
Biological process (GO): photoreactive repair
Molecular function (GO): deoxyribodipyrimidine photo-lyase activity
Source: RefSeq, a predicted model, not a curated record
CAAACAAAAAGAAAAAAAAAAUUCUAAAUCAUAAAUAAUCGAAACAAGAACACAAUUUUUCCAAACUUAACCGAAAGAAAAUCAAGGAAAAAGCUUAUUCCCUACUCAGAAAACAAAAUUUAAACAAAACCCCACGACAUAAACUUCACAACGAUAACAAAUCUUUCAUCUAACAAGAACCUCGUUUUGAAAUUUUCAACAAGAACGCACAAUAAAAUGACAAAAACUGUUUUCCUUUUUUUAAGAGUGAAAAUCUCCCUCAAGGCAGUGUUUUUACGGUUUUUCACUGUUACCUCCCCAUUGCCGUACCAAGUACGAACGGUUGCCGCGUUUUAACGGCCUUUUGUUUACUUGUCAACAUAAUCGACGAAAUUCACCGUUUAAAUCUGUUCCGAAGGAUGUGCACGCCGGCAAAGAGAAUCAAAACUCAAGGAGACGAAAGUUUCGAAGAAUUUCUUAAAUCCGUCGAAGCCGAACGUCACGAGGUGCGGAUAUCUUCAAACAAUGAAAAACCGUAAAGAAAAUACAGAGGGUUCAACAGUAUUAAUGCCCUUUAAUUAUUAAUCGAAUGCAUGCCUUGGCUCCUCACGGAGAGCGAGUACGCCGCUUGGCAUGAAAGCAGUGUUCAACGUCUCAAUGUCCUCGACUUUUUAGGUUGCUUCUUCAGUCUUGGAUUUCCCGUAUAACAAGAAAAGAGUACGAGUGCUGUCCGAAGCGAAAGAACUACCUGAAAGUUCUAAUGGUGUUUUAUACUGGAUGACUAGAGAGAAUAGGGUCCAAGAUAAUUGGUCUUUAUUGUUUGCUCAAAAGUUGGCCCUCAAGAAUGAAGUGCCACUGCACGUAUGUUUCUGUCUACUCCCAAAAUAUAUGGAUGCAACAAUAAGGCAUUAUAGAUUCAUGCUCAAAGGGCUGGAAGAACUCUCCCUUGAAUUAAAAAACCUCCAGAUACCUUUCCAUCUCAUUUUCUGUUCCGAUAAUGUGGAGACUGUUAGAAAAUUUGUGGCAAAAAAUGAUAUCGGGGCAGUCGUUUUGGAUUUCAGCCCUCUGAAGAUAUCGACUUCUUGGGUUGAUCAGUUGAAAGAAAGCCUGCCAGACAAUGUUCCAUUGUGUCAGGUUGACGGACACAACAUUGUUCCUUGUUGGAUCGCAUCUGACAAAUUGGAAUACGGGGCGAGAACCAUCAGGAACAAGAUCAACACAAAAUUGGACGAAUUUCUUACAAAAUUUCCCCCUGUAAUUAAACAUCCAUUCAAAAGUAAUAUAAAAUCAGAGGAAAUCGAAUGGUCGAAAUUAGAGGAGAAAUUGGAUGUUGAUAUGAAAGUCAGUCCAGUCAAUUGGGCGAAGCCAGGCUACAAGGCAGGAAUGCAAACUUUAUUUGAAUUCUGUGAUAAACGCCUUAAAAACUUUGCAACUAAAAGAAACAAUCCUCUGGAGAAUGCUUUAAGCAAUCUUUCUACUUGGUUUCAUUUCGGGCAAAUUUCUAUACAACGGUGCAUUUUGUAUGUUCAGACUUUCAAAUCAAAAUACAAGGAUAGUGUCAGUUCGUUUUGCGAAGAAGCCAUCGUGAGAAGAGAGUUGGCUGAUAAUUUUUGUUUCUACAAUAAGAACUAUGAUAAUUUAGAUGGCGCUUACGACUGGGCAAAAAAGACUCUCAAUGACCAUAAAAAGGAUAAGAGGACUUGGCUCUACACGGACCAGGAGCUGGAAGAAGCCAAGACGCAUGAUGAUCUAUGGAAUUCGGCUCAGAUCCAGUUAAAUACUGAAGGAAAAAUGCACGGUUUCCUGAGGAUGUAUUGGGCGAAAAAAAUACUCGAAUGGACCCAGAGUCCUGAAGAUGCUCUGAGAGUUGCUCUUUACUUGAACGACAAGUACAGCUUAGAUGGGAGGGACCCAAAUGGAUUCGUUGGCUGCAUGUGGUCUAUAUGCGGCAUCCAUGAUCAAGGUUGGAGAGAAAGGGAAAUCUUUGGUAAAAUUCGCUACAUGAACUAUCAGGGCUGUGAAAGAAAAUUUGAUGUAAAAGCAUUUGUAGCGAGGUAUGGUGGAAAAGUUUACGGUAAGAAAAAGUCAAAAUCAUAAAUUCCUCCUGGUGGCAUUUCAAUUUUUUCUUUUAAUUCAGCAAUUUCAUUCAUUUUUCAUUUUCAUACAUUAAUUCAUCACAGUACUCGCCUUAAGAAUGGGAAAUUUACUUUAAUUCAAUGGUCAUAUAGUAUUAAUAAAACUGUAAUUUUAUACAUAGUUUUAAGAGGAAACAACAAAGUCUGAAAGUUUUAGAAUGUAUUUGUAAAACAAUAAUAAACAAG